GGCGCUGCACUUGCAAUAUCGAUCCAGUUCAGUUAAAUAGGCCGAGCUGUUUUCGCUCACCUUUCUAUUGUUAUCAUACCUUGUUUGAUAAAGCGGUACGUAUAUUAAAUAAUUAUAUGAUAUGCAAUGAAUACGCCUACUUUUUUGCCAAGCUAUAUAUGUAAAUAGAAACCAUAAUAAUGUAAAAAACCCACGUAACGCCAAUUGUUUUGUUGUAUUUGUGUAUAAAUAAUUGCACUAUGGCGCAAUGGCCAGCGAGAGCAGUUCAGCUGUGUUGGAUCUAAACGACGCAGAUGCAACGGACACAGACGCUCCGAGCGUGAUGGACGUGGAUGAGGUCCCAGAUGGAGCGCCACUGAUCAUGGAGCAUGGAUACGACAUUGCUGUCAAGGUGGAUGCUCCAAUGAAACAGCUGUCAACUCUUGAGACGUUCGUAACAUAUCGUGUCCGUUGCGUCUGCGCACGUUGGACCACACCGCCACACGUCAGACGACGCUAUAACCAUUUUAAGCUCCUCCACAAGCGUCUGGCCGCGUCUCACCCGCUGGUGGCGCCGCCCCCGCUGCCCCCCCUGCACUCGGCGCGGCAGCAGCUCGACCGCUACUCGCCGGCCUUCGUCGCGGUGCGGUGUCUCGCUCUCCACUCGUUCCUCGAUCGCAUCGCGAAACAUCCAAUUUUAACUCACAGUGAAGACUUCAGACUUUUCUUGACCACGCCCGACGAAGAACUGGACAAGGUUUUCAAAAGCGAAAACAGCGCUCUGAACCUUUGGGGUCUAAGCAACGCGCUGUACGGCAGCGGUGAAGCGAAGCCCGCGAACGGUGCGAGAGUUAAGGAUCCGGAGUUCAGUUCAGCGGCGGACUACUUGCAGUCGCUACAGCAGAAGUUGACCACUCUCUGUACGCUGACCACCAAAUUAUAUAAGGGCUCGGUGUCUCUGAGUACUGAGCUUAUGGGCAUGCGGCGCGCGUGCGACGCGUGGGCGGUGUCGGCGGGCGGGCGCUGCGCGGGCGCGCUGGCGGGCUGCGGCGCGGGCGCGGGCGCGGCGGGCGCGGCGCGCGCGGCGGCCCCGCUGCGCCACCGCGCCGCGCUGCCCGCGCUCGCCGCCUACGCGCACGCGCACGUCGACAAGAUCCGCGCGCGCGACGCGCUGCACGCCGCGUACGUGUCCGGCAACAACACGACGGACGAAGUCCACAAUAGAUUGGAACAAGCUUCAGAGGCGUUACGUUCCGAACUCUCUGACUGGAUACCAAAAACGCACGCAGAAAUCAAGUCGUUAUUACUAGACUUAGCAGACAGACAAGUGAACAUACACACACAGACUCUAAUGGGCUGGGAGCACGCCCUGAAGCUUUCCACGGACGAUAUCUCCGAAAUGUUCAAAACAGUGUCAAAAACGGCCGUGCAAAAUCUCUCGCCGUCGAAAUGCCGAAGUUUGACGACGCCAAACGAAACCGAGCAAGAUAUAGAUGACAUCGACAAUUACAGCAACGAUUCAGAUAUACAGGAUGUUUCAAAAGAUGAUAUACAGCAUGUUUCAAAAGAUGACGUACAGGACGUUUCAAACGUUGACAUACAGGAUUCGAAGGAUGAAAGUCACGUGCAUGAGUGCGUCAAGGUUGAGAACGGUGACGAUUACGGGAAAUUGGACUCUAUAUCGAAGGAGGACAGCUCGAAAUCGGAUUCGAGGUUUUCGGACCCAUUGCAGGAAUUCUCUGAAGUCGAUCUCUCAUGAUUCUGCGAUACAUUAUUUUGUAACGUUAUAAAAGAUUUUUAAAUU
Vanessa tameamea is the source of this 1783-nucleotide messenger RNA. RefSeq names its product sorting nexin-7-like. The record is from RefSeq and is a predicted model, not a curated record. Gene Ontology annotation, molecular function: phosphatidylinositol binding. The coding region runs from base 248 to 1738 and encodes 496 amino acids. The transcript has 10 exons. Gene Ontology annotation, cellular component: phagophore assembly site; early endosome. NCBI's taxonomy places the organism in Eukaryota, Metazoa, Arthropoda, Insecta, Lepidoptera, Nymphalidae. Gene Ontology annotation, biological process: piecemeal microautophagy of the nucleus; reticulophagy; autophagy of mitochondrion.